Molecule: messenger RNA, 2545 nt
Organism: Papaver somniferum (opium poppy)
Lineage: Eukaryota; Viridiplantae; Streptophyta; Magnoliopsida; Ranunculales; Papaveraceae
Product: COBRA-like protein 7
Exons: 5
Coding region: 116-2443 (775 amino acids)
Biological process (GO): cellulose microfibril organization
Cellular component (GO): membrane
Source: RefSeq, a predicted model, not a curated record
AUUUCAUCUUCUGUCUUCUAAACCUUCGAACUAGUCUUUUAUUUUCUGUAUUCUUGACGUAGUUCACCUUAUCAUUUUCAGAACUUAAACUUGACAUUGGAACAAGAUACGUACAAUGGCAGAUGCGAAGAAUUUAUUACAGCACAUGUUUAAUGCCGCUGCAGAUGCAAGGUGCCUGUUGUGGGAGAAAGAAAAUGGCAUCAAAGAGAUGAAAGAGCAACUGAAUGAGCUUGUUGGUCUACUGGGACAGAGUGAAGCAGGAAAAAAAGCAACCGAGAAGCAGCAAAAACUGAGAGAACAAACUGUUGCCAUUGCCUGCGGAUCAUCUCCGAGCUUAAAUGGUAAUGUAAAGAACUUUGCCGCCGAUGGCAUGAAUUGUCAGUUGUCUCUUAUGUCACUGCCUGCACAGAAGCAGCUCAAGUCUACAGCAGGCACCGCAGAUGGCUCACUGACACAUUCAGGAUCUUUUUUACAGGAUCAUCAAUGGAAGAUGAUGCAAGCAGGACAGUUAUCAACAAAGAAGAAGUGGCAGAAGCAUUGGAGACUUUCAUUCUACAUGCUGAUAGUUAUAUUGUCUUUGCCAUCAUUAACAAACUCCCUAACACCUCCAACACCACCACCAGUCUCAUACUGUAACGGAGUCCAUUUACAGUAUACGCUCACUAGAAUUAACCAACUGUCCCCAAAUGAACACUACCCAUUUGAAUCAACGGCAAUGAUUCUAAACAAUGGGUUAGAAGAUCUGAUAUCAUGGAAACUUUUUAUCGAUUUUCAGCAUAAGGAGUACUUGAUUUUUUGUACAAACGCCAUGUUACUAGACGGUACUACUUUACCCGCAGAUACUACUACAAAUGAGUUAGUGUUUUCUGGUUUCCCAACUACAGAUUUGAAAUCAGCAAAUGAGACCCAAGGAGAUGUUGAGCAAAUGAGUGUUACAAUUUCUUUUGUUGGGACGGAACUUGGAGUCAAACCACCCAAUGCUCCUAUGCCUAGGAGUAUUUCUCUUCUAAAUGAUGGGUUCAACUGUUCUGAAUCUAGGAUGCUAGGGAAAGGUACGAUGUAUGCAUGUUGUUUGAAAGAACCAGAUUUUGUAACAACUGUUACCAUGGGCCAGUACCAACCACGCAAGAAAGGUGAUCUGGUGAUUUUCUAUGAUAUUGUGAGAUCAUUUGAUUCGGAAUACGAUGCUCAAGUAUCUAUACAGAAUUAUAAUUCACUUGGGAGAUUGGAUAAUUGGAAAUUGAGUUGGACUUGGAUGGGGGAUGAGUUCAUUAAAAACAUGAGGGGAGCAUAUCCGUCGACAGUGGGUUCUGGAGACUGCAUAUUUGGUCCCCAGGGGACAUUUUACAAGGACAUGAAUUUAUCGAAUGUCUUGAACUGUCAGAGGAAUCCUACUUUUGUUGAUCUACCUCGUGCGAAAACUUAUGAUUCAACUCUAGGAAUGAUUCCAUUUUGCUGCAGAGAUGGAACAAUCUUACCUCCUUCUAUGAAUCCAAGCAAAUCUAUCUCUAUGUUCCAGCUCCAAGUCCAAAAAAUGCCCCCAUUUCUCAACAGGACUGUUCUUGUUCCACCACACAACUUUCAGAUCAAAGGCAGCACAUUCAACCCAGAUUUCAAGUGUGGUCCACCAAUUUUUGUUACUCCAAGUCUAUUCCGACAUCCAAGUGGGUUGCCGGUUAAUGAAACUGCAGUUGCGAGCUGGCAAAUUGCGUGCAACAUUGCACCAGCAGAGGAAGCAAUUCCCAAAUGUUGUGUUUCAUUGUCAGCGUUUUAUAAUGAAUCUGUCAUUCCUUGUCAGACAUGUGCUUGUGGUUGCGAUAGGCCAAGCAGUACCUGUAAUGCCAACGCACCAGCUAAUCUUCUUCCUCCAGAUGCUUUGCCUGUUCCAUUUGAUAAUCAGACAGAUAUGGCCAUUGCUUGGGCUCGUAGCAAACACUUGCAGUAUUCAAGACCUGAACCAUGUCCAGAUUUUUGUGGAGUCAGCAUUCACUGGCACUUGAAAUCAAAUCAUUCCAAAGGUUGGAGUGCGAGGAUUACUGUCUUCAACUGGGGAGAAACUAAUUUUGCUGACUGGUAUGUUGCUGUGCAAUUUAGGAAGGCUAUUGUUGGGUUUGAAACAAUGCACCAGUUCAACGGUACUGCAUUUAACAGCUCCGACGACACCAUUUUUCUGCAGGGUAUGGAAGGUUCAAAUUACCUUGUAGGAGAAGUAGAUUGUGCUAACCCAGCGAGGGAUAUUAGAGUUCCAGGGAUACAGCAAUCCAUCAACUCCUUUACUGUUAAAGAGAAGACUCCUGGAGUCGCAAGAGACAAAUUUCCGGCUAAAGUCUUGUUUGAUGGGGCAGAAUGUGCACUUCCAGUAGUAUUUCCAUCUCCCAGAAUUAGAUGGCUCGCAAGCAUUUGGGCAUUUGUUUUAGGUUUUGCGGCUCUUAUGUUGAACUAAACUAUAUUUUGCUUCCUUAAGCUUAUAUGGGUCUGUCAAUUUGUAUUGUGCGGAGCCAUUACACUGAAGAAGCACUUGCAGUAAAUUAUUCUACUCACAAAA